GGUAUACAUGUUUCUCGACUGCGUGGGACGCUUCGGGGGUUGAAGUUAGUUCACUGUCGGGAAAGAACAGUUCACUGUCACGCAAGCGCGCCAGUACACUGAUACACCAUUAAUCGCCAUGGCAGCUGCUGUUGAAUCCAUCAGCUGGACAGUCGGCAACAACGUUAAGCUGCGAACUGCGCAAGGCGAGGAGGUGUCAGGGCAAGUUUUCGCGUAUGAUCAGCCCAGCAGCCUUCUGGUGCUGAAAGAGGUCGGAGCACACUCUGGAGUAAACAAUAUCCGCAUAAUAAAGACCAGCGGCGUCCAGGCGGUCAUUUCAGAUGCAAAGCCCGACCUGCCAUUUGAUAUGGAGCUGCCUGCCGUGGACUUGGAACGAUGCCGGAAACGCGAGGAGAAGGCACUGCAGCAGGCGGAGUUCGAUUCCUCGCGCGUCGGCGAGGGCGUGACCAAAGAGGCGCAAGCCAUCUUUGAGAGCCUCGCGAAGACGAUGCCCUGCGUCUGGCGCGGCAAGACCAUCAUCGUGCUGGACUCGGUGUCGGUGGAGGACCCCUACACGCCCGACGCCACGCACUCGGACGCCGACCACACCGCCACGCGCGACCGAGUGCGCAUGGUGCUGCACCGCGAGCGCGAGCGCCUGGGCCUGUCGGGGAACUAGGCGGCGGCUGGGACGGCAGGGGCGGCAGGGGCGGAGGGGGAGGGCGGCUGCGCCGCGCAGGCCGAGUCGAGGCCAAGGCGUCCCGUGUGCGGAGCUGCAAGCUGGAGCCGGCGGCUGGCGGCUGUGGAGCUUUGAAGCUGUGGAUGCAGAGAAGGUGGCGGCACCUAGCUUGCCGGGCCUUUGCCAUGCAGCCGGCGCAGCCGAGGCGCAGCGUUGCCAUGUGCGGCGCUGCUUGCGCGCAGUACGCAGUAUGCAUCAUGCCGGGGAACGCCGUGCGACGCCGUGCGUGGAGUGGGGAUGGUCCCCAGGCUGUGCAUCCAGCGGCUGCCGGGGCGGCUGCAGCCGGCGACUGUUGCUGCCCCCGCACCGACCGUGUGCUUGGCGUGCGUGGCCGGGUGGUUUGUCUGCAAGGCACAGGGCCAGCAGCGGCUUGCAGCUGGAUGCAUGCCGACCGCCCGCAGACGUCUUUGGGACUGAGGAUUGGGGGCACACGGCGCUGGUAAGGCACAGCUGUGGACUGUGGGCGGCCGCAGGCGGCUGUGGCGGGACUGCAGCGGACUGGGGUUGGGGGUUCGGCAGAGGGAUGGGGCGCCUGCGCGGGGCAGGAGCGCAAGUGUGAAUGAUAUAUCAUGUUAUCGACGAUGCUUUGAACGAUAACAAUGCGAAACCGAGAAAGCAAGCGACGAUUUCGGGCGGUUGCGGCCACGAAUUGUAUCCGCUAUGGGUCACUGGUCGGUCUGCGGGGGCUUGUGCCUCUGUGGUGUGCACAGACCCAGCUGGCGGCAUGCAAACAUAUACGUUAUGUGGGAAUGUCGCUGGGAAAGAGAGCGGCUGUUGACGAGCGCUGCUGGUCGGAUUGGGCAGAACAGGGGCGUGCUGAGAGGCGUGGGGCUGACUGAUCAUGGUUGUUCCCUCGGACUUGUUGGACGCGUAACCACGCCAAGUGGCACACAGGGCGGAGCAGGAGGCAUGCAUUCCUAGUGUACACCUGAGUUUGGACUUGGGACACGGCAGGUCGCAUGGAGUGCUCGGGAUGCAAUGGAUUUGGCACGUGGCACAGGUGUCCCGCAAUGGCACCUGGCCUUUGGAGCUUCGGGAAGACUGAGUUGGACUUGCGGCGUCGGCCAGCUUCUGCGCUGCUGCGCGCACGCUGUGCACCUGCCAUGGGUACGGCGGGUACUGGUGCGACCGGCACCCUUCAGCAGCUGCAGGCGCGACUGCUUUGCUCUGCAAGCGAUGUAUCCACUGGGGCUAUACCGGCACAGCGCUGCGACAGGACUUCUGCGUGCCGUAGUGGUGAAUGUGUAUGAACGAAGGAUGCCCAUGGGCGCAAAGCGCAACCAGUGCAGCUGGCGAGUUUGACUGAAUGGGUGGCGGCGCCAGCGGGAGGAGACUGGGGUGCCGCCGUGUGGGUAGAUGUGUGUAAGGAUGCACUAUGUGUGUGUGUGUGUGUGUUACAGGAUUGGAAGUGUGCAUUCCUAAUACCUGCAACG
This is a messenger RNA of Chlamydomonas reinhardtii, 2151 nucleotides long. RefSeq lists its product as uncharacterized. The record is from RefSeq and is a predicted model, not a curated record. The coding region runs from base 119 to 658 and encodes 179 amino acids. NCBI's taxonomy places the organism in Eukaryota, Viridiplantae, Chlorophyta, Chlorophyceae, Chlamydomonadales, Chlamydomonadaceae. The transcript is spliced from 2 exons.